AUGGCCAGAGAGGUGAAAACACGUGUAUCAGACUCCAGUGUAUCAGACUCCAGUAUAUCAGACUCCAGUGUAUCAGACUCCAGUGUAUCAGACUCCAGUGUAUCAGACUCCAGUGUAUCAGACGCCAGUGUAUCAGACUCCAGUGUAUCAGACUCCAGUGUAUCACAUUCCAGUGUAUCAGACGCCAGUGUAUCAGACUCCAGUGUAUCAGACUCCAGUGUAUCAGACUCCAGUAUAUCAGACUCCAGUGUAUCAGACUCCAGUGUAUCAGACUCCAGUGUACCAGACUCCAGUGUAUCAGACUCCAGUGUAUCAGACUCCAACUCCAGUGUAUCAGACUCCAGUGUAUCAGACUCCAGUAUAUCAGACUCCAGUAUUUCAGACUCCAGUAUAUCAGACUCCAGUGUAUCAGACUCCAGUGUAUCAGACUCCAGUGUAUCAGACUCCAGUGUAUCAGACGCCAGUGUAUCAGACGCCAGUGUAUCAGACUCCAGUGUAUCAGACUCCAGUGUAUCAGACUCCAGUAUAUCAGACUCCAGUGUAUCAGACUCCAGUGUAUCAGACUCCAGUGUACCAGACUCCAGUGUAUCAGACUCCAGUGUACCAGACUCCAGUGUAUCAGACUCCAGUGUAUCAGACUCCAGUGUAUCAGACUCCAGUAUAUCAGACUCCAGUGUAUCAGACUCCAGUGUAUCAGACUCCAGUGUACCAGACUCCAGUGUAUCAGACUCCAGUGUACCAGACUCCAGUGUAUCAGACUCCAGUGUAUCAGACUCCAGUGUAUCAGACUCCAGUGUAUCAGACUCCAGUGUAUCAGACUCCAGUGUAUCAGACUCCAGUAUAUCAGACUCCAGUGUAUCAGACUCCAGUAUAUCAGACUCCAGUGUAUCAGACUCCAGUGUAUCAGACUCCAGUGUAUCAGACUCCAGUGUAUCAGACUCCAGUGUAUCAGACUCCAGUGUAUCAGACUCCAGUGUAUCAGACUCCAGUAUAUCAGACUCCAGUGUAUCAGACUCCAGUGUAUCAGACUCCAGUGUAUCAGACUCCAGUGUAUCAGACUCCAGUGUAUCAGACUCCAGUAUAUCAGACUCCAGUGUACCAGGCACAAGUGUACCAGACUCCAGUGUACCAGGCACAAGUGUACCAGACUCCAGUGUACCAGGCACAAGUGUACCAGACUCCAGUGUACCAGGCACAAUUGUACCAGGCACAAGUGUACCAGACUCCAGUGUACCAGGCACAAGUGUAUCAGACGCCAAUGUACCAGGCACAAGUGUACCAGACUCCAGUGUACCAGGCACAAGUGUACCAGACUCCAGUGUACCAGGCACAAGUGUACCAGACUCCAGUGUACCAGGCACAAGUGUACCAGACUCCAGUGUACCAGGCACAAGUGUACCAGACUCCAGUGUACCAGGCACAAGUGUACCAGACUCCAGUGUACCAGGCACAAGUGUACCAGACUCCAGUGUACCAGGCACAAGUGUAUCAGACGCCAGUGUACCAGGCACAAGUGUACCAGACUCCAGUGUACCAGGCACAAGUGUACCAGACUCCAGUGUACCAGGCACAAGUGUACCAGACUCCAGUGUACCAGGCACAAGUGUACCAGACUCCAGUGUACCAGGCACAAGUGUACCAGACUCCAGUGUACCAGGCACAAGUGUAUCAGACUCCAGUGUACCAGGCACAAGUGUACCAGACUCCAGUGUACCAGGCACAAGUGUACCAGACUCCAGUGUACCAGGCACAAGUGUACCAGACUCCAGUGUACCAGGCACAAGUGUACCAGACUCCAGUGUACCAGGCACAAGUGUACCAGACUCCAGUGUACCAGGCACAAGUGUAUCAGACUCCAGUGUACCAGGCACAAGUGUACCAGGCACAAGUGUACCAGACUCCAGUGUACCAGGCACAAGUGUACCAGACUCCAGUGUACCAGGCACAAGUGUACCAGACUCCAGUGUACCAGGCACAAGUGUACCAGGCACAAGUGUACCAGGCACAAGUGUACCAGACCCUGAAGUGUUAUGUAUGAUGUGGCCACACCCUGGGUAG
This is a messenger RNA of Procambarus clarkii (red swamp crayfish), 2058 nucleotides long. NCBI's taxonomy places the organism in Eukaryota, Metazoa, Arthropoda, Malacostraca, Decapoda, Cambaridae. The record is from RefSeq and is a predicted model, not a curated record.